Molecule: messenger RNA, 2256 nt
Organism: Colletotrichum navitas
Lineage: Eukaryota; Fungi; Ascomycota; Sordariomycetes; Glomerellales; Glomerellaceae
Product: poly polymerase catalytic domain-containing protein
Exons: 3
Coding region: 1-2256 (751 amino acids)
Biological process (GO): protein poly-ADP-ribosylation; double-strand break repair
Cellular component (GO): nucleolus
Molecular function (GO): NAD+-protein mono-ADP-ribosyltransferase activity; NAD+ poly-ADP-ribosyltransferase activity
Source: RefSeq, a predicted model, not a curated record
AUGCCACCGAGAAGAUCGGCCCGGGCAGCUGCCAGCGCCAGUGCUGCGGCUACUCCCGCCCAAGUUGCUCAGCCAUUGAACGGCGCUGUCAUCGCCAUCAGCGGCACCUUCGACAAGAAGCGCACCGAACUUGAUUCCUGGCUCUCCUCCCUCGGCGCCAGUAUCACAAAAUCCAUUACAAAGAAGACGACCCAUCUUAUUACCACCCCCGAGGACUUCAAGGCCCUCACCACGAAGGUCGUUUCUGCCCAGAAGAACGACAUCCCCAUCGUUAGCCUGCAGUGGGUCGAGGAUUGCGAGUCUCAGGGUUCACUCCUCCCCCAGACUGGUUACGAGCUUGGCCAGCAAGCGGCCAAGCAGGCAACCCCUGCCCCAGCGACCAAUGGGUCCAACAAAACACAGAAGAAAGGAGCCUCUUCACAGGCCGAUGGCUCCCAUCAAAACGCCUCGCAGUCGCAGUCGCAGGCCACUGCAGCAGUAUCCAAGGCCAAUGGCGCUAGCAAGAAGCGCACAAACUCCCAAGUCCAGUCCGACACUGAGAGCGAUGCCAAGCCUGACGUCAAGAAGCAAAAAGCCGCCACCGGCCCCAAGGGCAAGAAGAAGAACACCGUUGACGCUGACGACAAGGCCGACGUGAAGAAGCAAGCCGAUGCUACAUCAGACGCCAAGGGUAAGGCGGCCGACAGUAGCCAGGUCACCUCCAAGGGACUCAGCAUUCCCCUCGAUGAGGGAUGCAGGGUCCAGGGUACCGUCUACAUUGCCCCUGACGGUGUCAUUUACGACGCGUCGCUCAACCAAACCAAUACCACGAACAAUAAUAACAAGUUCUAUCGCAUUCAGCUCGUUCAAGAUGGUACGACGUACAAAACGUGGACCCGUUGGGGCAGAGUCGGCGAAUGGGGCCAGUGCGCGGUCCUUGGCAACGGUUCCCUCAAUGACGCUCUGAGCAACUUCGAGAAGAAGUUCAAAGACAAGAGCGGUCUGGCCUGGGCUGACCGUGGAAACGAUCCCAAGCCCAAAAAGUACGCCUUCAUUGAACGUAGCUACGAGCCAGACUCGCACGACGCCGACGAUGAUGACGACGACGAUGCUGCACAUGCCGACAAAAUCAAGGAUGAGGAGUCCGAUGAGAAGCCCGAGCCGGUUCAGUGCACGUUGGGGAAGCCUGUGGAGGAGUUGAUGAGUCUGAUUUUCAACCAGAAAUACUUUCGCGACGCCAUGACUUCCAUGAAUUAUGACGCUAACAAGCUGCCUCUCGGCAAACUCAGCAAGGCCACAAUUCUUCGCGGGUUCCAGGCACUCAAGGACAUGGCUGAGCUCUUCAACGACUCCACACUUGCCGACUCCAAGUACGGCAUGAGCGUGCCCGAAGCAACUGAGCAUCUGUCGAACCUAUACUACUCCCUGAUCCCCCAUGCCUUCGGUCGCAAUCGCCCCCCCGUUAUUCAGACUGGUGUGAUGCUCCAGAAGGAGGUGGACCUGCUCGACAGUCUUUCAGACAUGAAGAUUGCGUCCGAUCUUAUGAAGGUCGACCGCAAGGUUCAUGACAUUCACCCUGCCGACAGGCAAUACCAGGGUCUUGGAAUGAAAGAGAUGUCUCCUAUUGAUCCAAAGAGUUCAGAGUUUGCCCUCCUGUCCGAAUACCUCCAGGGUUCCAAGGGCGCAACCCACAAUGUCAAUUACAAGAUUGAGGAUAUCUUCCGCAUCGAACGACAGGGCGAGCUAGAUCGUUUCGAAAAGAGCGAAUUCUCAUCCAUCAAGUCCGACCGGCGCUUGCUGUGGCACGGCUCUCGUGUAACCAACUUUGGUGGUAUUCUCAGCCAGGGCUUGCGAAUCGCGCCUCCCGAGGCUCCGGUGUCUGGAUACAUGUUCGGCAAGGGUAUCUAUCUUGCAGACAUGUCUACCAAAUCGGCAAACUACUGCGCCUCCGGUAGCUCUGGUGGUCAGGCUCUGCUGCUACUUUGCGAGGCCGAGCUUGGCGACCCGAUGCAGAAACUCACCAACUCGAGUUACCAUGCGGGCGAAACCGCUCGGGCGAACGGCAUGUGGUCAACUUGGGGUCAGGGCAUGGUUGGCCCGAGCCAGUGGGUGGAUGCUGGCUCCGUCAAUCCGUCCCUCAAGGGUGUCAAAAUGCCCGACGUGAGUGUGAAACCAGGCAACACCAACGUCCCCAAUGCAUAUCUCAUGUACAACGAGUACAUUGUCUACGACCUUGCUCAGGUCCGCCUCCGAUAUCUAUUCCGCGUCAAAAUGUAG